This is a messenger RNA of Neospora caninum, 1458 nucleotides long. Its product is annotated as putative zinc finger (C2H2 type) protein. Gene Ontology annotation, cellular component: ribosome. NCBI's taxonomy places the organism in Eukaryota, Apicomplexa, Conoidasida, Eucoccidiorida, Sarcocystidae. Gene Ontology annotation, biological process: rRNA processing. The record is from RefSeq and is a predicted model, not a curated record. Bases 1 to 1458 code for a protein of 485 amino acids. Gene Ontology annotation, molecular function: ribosome binding. The transcript has 6 exons.
AUGGCCGCAAACAAAAUAAAGCCUGAAUUUCUUCUCUCAGGCGUCUUUCCUUCUCGGCAGGCCGGUGAGGAGGUUCUCCGGGGCGGGACUGGAAGCGUUCAGACAAUCACGCACGCAGGAGCUGGAGAAGCGGUCCAGGGUUCUUCCAAAGUGGCGACGAACUCGUCCCCGCGCGCGCUCGUACUGAAGACCAUGGAGAGCGACUGGUUCUCUAUCGGAAAAGUCGCCGGUGUCCAUGGCCUCAAAGGCGAGGUGAAAGUGAGGGCGACGACGUACCGCAUUCGAGAACGAUUGUGCGAACCUGGCGUUCGCGUCUUCUACACCCCUCCAGGUCGGGGGCGACUCUCCUCGUUGGAAAUUGAGCGUACUCGGCGCACGGCAGAGUCCAGGGUAUUCUUGGUGAAAUUCAAAAACGUCGAGGACAGGAAUUCGGCUAUGUCCUUGAAUGGGGGACUCCUGCUCGUAUCUGCGCACCAGGCGAGGCAAGAGCUGCCGCCUGGGAAAUUUCUGCUUUCGGACAUUUCCGGUUUCUUUGUCACCGUUCACGGGGAUCCUCAGAAAAAUAAGAUUGGACGCAUCGUGCGAGUCAUUCCGAAGGAAACAACAGCCAGAGAGUCCGUCAUCCCUGCGGCUGACGAUUCCUUGGAGAUUAUGCUCUACCGCGACGUCGCUGCGAAGCCGCUGUUGCACGACUUCGCGCCGCCGCCUCGCCCCUUGCCCGCUGAGAUCUUUGGUGAGAAGUACAUGAAAAGGAGCAAGUUGGAAGACCGAAUGGCGGAGUCGGGACUCGAGGUGUUGUUCCAGUGUGAGUUCUGUGGCAAAAAGUUCCGACACUACGACCGCGCCAACGCACACGAGCUGAGGUGUAUGUACACCUCGAGCAACUCAACUUUGGUGACGGACUUCCAGGGGCGGCUUCUCGAUCGACGGCGCGAGGUCGUGAGGGAUUUUUUGGAACACAGACAGGAGCAGUUGUGGCGACAGGGACAGCCGUCGAACAGCUUGGCGGAAGAGAAGCCUUUGCUGUUUUUGGAAAGCGGAGGCGAUCUCUCGGCCGAUUUGGUCGCGUCUCUCGGCGGCACCGACGCGGGAAGCUGCGAAAAGUCUUCCUUGUAUAGGGCGCAGGAAGAACUUCGAAAAUUAGAGCCGUCAGAGGGGACGGGAGACGACGUGUGGUGGGAAGGCGAAGGGGAGGAAGGAACCGACUGGAUCGAAGAGGACGACGAGAAGUUCGAGCAAGUCGGCGGCGGCGCAGAUCGCGGCGACAUUCUGGCGCUUCAGAACCUUCUCACGGGAAACUCGCAUGCAGGAAGACUCUCAGCGGCCGAAACGGAUCUCGACGCGCCUGCACAGAAAAAGACGUUUCUGCUUCCUUUAACGUAUAACCAGACCGUCUGGGAGAUCGACUUCGCAAACCAGUCUGUUGCGAUCAGUGCGCCCCCGAGUCUCCUCGAUUAA